Messenger RNA from Penicillium salamii, 477 nucleotides. Lineage: Eukaryota; Fungi; Ascomycota; Eurotiomycetes; Eurotiales; Aspergillaceae. The record is from the annotation of a GenBank genome assembly.
AUGGUGCGAUCGUAUCUUUUGGUCGGAAUCCUUGCCGCUCUCAGUCAAUCAGCUCACUGCUUGGAGUUCAACGAUGGAGUCAAGUCAAAAGUUGGUGACAGCCUACUCCCAUUGCUCCAUGAUGUUGAGGAUGCCACAACUGUGAGAUUCGGCGAGUCGUCCGAUGCCAGUAAGCAGGUGUGGAAGUUUAACACUGAGGGCCUCAAUGAUGAUGAGGCCGUUAUUACGCCUUCGGACUCCUCAAAAGCCCUCAUAUGCCGGCAAGGUAGCUCCUGCAGCCUGGAUCUUGACGGAGAGAAGCAAGCCUAUCGGGUUGUCAGAGUCGAGGAGGAAAAUCCCAUUUUUACUUUCCAAGACCUUGCCACCGGGCUGUUUGUGUCACGGUCACCCGACCUAUACCUGGAGUUGACCGAGGACCAAUCUGAGAACAUGUACUUCCUGUUGGACAAGACAGUCGGCCAACACGAGGAAAUCUAG